GGAAGUUGACUCUUUAGUUUUGUUUUCAACGCGUCUUUCUGUUUUAUUCGAGAAUUAAGCCUACAAACAUGUUUAUAGAUUGGCUUGGUUAUGGUUAUGCUGGUCUUGUAACGAUAGGAGGGAUUGUCGGUUAUGCUAAAGCAGGUAGUUUUAUCUCUCUGGCUGCCGGUCUGAUGUUCGGCUUUGCAGCAUUUGUUGGUGCUUAUCAGAUGUCAAAGAAUGACAAAGAUAUCUGGGUUUCUCUGGGCACCUCUGGAUCACUGACUGCUCUCAUGGGAGUGAGAUUUUUGAGCUCAUGGAAGAUUAUGCCAGCUGGAUUUAUGGCAGGAGCAAGUUUACUGAUGUUCCUGAGGAUUGGUGUGAAAGUGCUACAGAAUUCACAGAAAAAGAGAAGAUGACAUCAUUCAAAAUCAAUACCUACAGAUCCUGAAAACAGAUACUAAAACUGAUCUGAUAUUUAAUUUAAAUAGUAAUAAUCAUUCUGGGUCAU
Danio aesculapii is the source of this 490-nucleotide messenger RNA. It is a transcript of the gene tmem14cb, whose product is annotated as transmembrane protein 14Cb. Lineage: Eukaryota; Metazoa; Chordata; Actinopteri; Cypriniformes; Danionidae. Gene Ontology annotation, cellular component: mitochondrial membrane. The transcript has 4 exons. Bases 69 to 398 code for a protein of 109 amino acids. Gene Ontology annotation, biological process: regulation of heme biosynthetic process. The record is from RefSeq and is a predicted model, not a curated record.